AUGAAUACAUCAACAAGCGACUCGGCAUUAUUCUUACCUCCAAUAUUUCAAGUAACCAGUAUGGACUACCUCUUCGAAAAAGAUCUCACGCUCAACACAAGCAACAUCCCAACGUCGAGAGAUUAUUCAUCGUUCUAUCGAAUUGUUAUACGCUGCUUAAGUUUCUAUGCUCUUAUACUCGUGAUUAUUGGUACAUUAGGAAAUUUCCUAACGAUAAUUGUUCUUUGCCGGAGAAACUUAAGACGGUUCGUCACAAUGAGAUAUUUAAUUGCGGUUAGCGUUUGUGAUAUUAUUUCGUUAUAUGGUUGGAAUUUAAAUAAUUUCUACAAGUUUACUAUUAGCUCGAAUGGUACAAAUUUAGAAGAGAAAUCUCUGGUACAUUGUCGAGUGAUGUCGUAUUUGACAUUUGUUGGCUUACAAUUGUCAAGUUGGUGUUUAACAGCUGUUAGUUUAGAUCGCUGUUUGAGCCUAUACUUCCUUACCUGGAAACACAAAUAUGGCAAGUUAGCACGAACUAAAUAUCAUAUCGCAUUUCUAGCCAUCAUUUGUUUACUUUUGAAUUCGCAUAUUCUCUUUGUCAACGGUUUUCGCACUGGCCCUCCGGAAAAUACAAUCCGAUGCUAUCGAACUCGUUCGAACAAAUUCUACAUAUAUCCACAAUGGGAACGUGUACAUCUGGUGGUCUACAAUCUUUGCCCAUUUAUUAUCAUGCUCUCUUGCAAUACUUAUAUUAUACAUGCCACUAUACGUUCGGCACGUAUUCGUACGAUAAGACGAGCGGCAAACGGCUCGUCGAAAGGUGUUUUUUCGGGUGCAUCGCGACAUCGACAACUAUCGAUUAUGCUAAUGUUAGUCACAUUUGCAUUUGUAAUCUUGACAUUACCGUCGUGUAUCUACUUUGUUUUCUUUCGUCAUCGAAUGCCAGCGAAUAAGAAUUCCCGUGCUUUUCGUCAUAUGGUACAAAUCUGUCUUGGAAGUGUACAGUUUACAUCCCAUGCAAUCAACUUUUUCUUAUAUUGCUUUUCGGCGACGAACUUUCGUGACGAGUUGCGUGAUUUACUACGAGAUCUGUGUUUACAUCGUUCAACAGACUCGAAAUUUCGCCAAUCGAGAACAACAACAGUGAGAUUGACAACAUUUCAUAAGUCGAGACGAGUGAAACAACAGCUCGAUUCCGGAUCAACAUCCGACAAUUCACAUGUUGAACGUAAUCAUAUUCUCAAGUCACCAGAUACUGAAAAAGUUUUCGUGAAAAUUCUUCCCAAAGUGGAUGACUACCGUGAUAUCGAAAAUACCCCAAACUAA
This is a messenger RNA of Adineta ricciae, 1305 nucleotides long. NCBI's taxonomy places the organism in Eukaryota, Metazoa, Rotifera, Eurotatoria, Adinetida, Adinetidae. The record is from the annotation of a GenBank genome assembly.